Messenger RNA from Styela clava, 3222 nucleotides. The record is from RefSeq and is a predicted model, not a curated record. Lineage: Eukaryota; Metazoa; Chordata; Ascidiacea; Stolidobranchia; Styelidae.
UGGUCUGAAAACACUUGUAUAGAUGAAGAAAUGGCAAAAAGUUCAGUCAGCAUAGUGUUUUUAAUUCUUAUUUCACCAUCUUUAUUGAAUUUAAAGGCUAUUCAAUGCAAGUCAUCACAAUAUGGUGUCGCAGAAUUUAUUGGAUUAACUGACGGAAGAUGUUUGAGUUGCGAAGAAAAUGCAACAACUAGCAAUCCUCCAAGACCAAGAAAAAAGGAUGUAACAGCUAUACCUCCACAAGAUACAUAUUUAUCUUGGUAUCUAACAGAAGGAAAAAACAAAAGAAUUGCAUUAAACAUUACAUGGAGUAUAAGAGAGUCACACAUUCCUGAUCAAGAACACCGGCAUCACUUCAAAGGAUUUUACAUCACUGUUACACACUCUUCCGAAUAUUUUGCGUUAUAUACAUUCAAAGUUAAAAUUUACAAGAACAAAUGUAAACGUAUACAGAUUGGACGAACCAACUUAAAAGAUUUACAGGACAUUGUUUUCAGCUAUGAGCACUACGGUGCUACUAUAUCUCAAAUAAUUCGACCAAACGAUAUCAUACAAGUUACAUACGAUUCAAUUCCAUUGGCAAAACAGAAUGAUACAAUGAAAACAAAACCGGAGGAAAUCCAAAUUCCAGAUUGUCGUUCUGAAGAAUCUCUGAAAUUUUUGGAAAUAAAUUCAAAAGAUAUUAUAUCAAGUGAAUGUAGAGAAGCAAUAAAAGAUAUUAAACAACGAUUGGAUGAUGAAAUUGAACAAGUUAAGAUAGAACAAGAUUGGAUGAACCAAACUACAACAAAUAGCACGUCUUUGCAAAGCAAAGAAAAUUUGUAUCCUUAUUAUAUGAAACUCACACACUCUCUACUUGUAAUAUUUUCAAUAGUUUUUAUAAUAACUGUAAUAACUGUAUGUAUCAAAUCUGAAAAAAAGAAAAGGGCAGAUAGAAUAGAAGAACCUCUUUCUAUAUUGCUGAUAGCAGACAACAGUAAUGACAAAAACAUAAAAUUAUCAUGCAAAUUGAUUGGAAAGCUCCGUAAAAAGUAUGGAUACAAGAUAACUUGUAACUUGGAAGAGAGAGAGAUUAUUUCGAAGGAUGCAACACAGUGGUAUAUUACACAGAUGAAUACAAACGAUGUGAUCAUAUUCACUGCAAUUCAGGACAAGUUUACGUUUGACGAGGUUGUGCAAACCGGGACUAAUGGUCACACUGGCUCAAACCCUCUCACCACUACUAAUGAUUUUUCUGAGGAGUUCCAUAUUGCAAAAAACUAUCUCUUUAAAAACUGGGAACAUGUAAACAAAGACUGCCUCGUUUUAGUCAAAAAAGCAGAAGAUAAAUCAUUCUCAAAAUUCAGAAGAAAACUUAGGUUUUAUGUUUACGCAAAUUUAAAACAGGAUGACUUUUAUAAAAUGUUAUCAGGAUGUCAAAAAAGAAAGCAUAAAAUAAUAUGAAAAAAAUGUUUGGUUCACGCAAUGUAAUUGAAAUAUUAUGUGUAUUGAUUCUGAAUGCAUUUCAAACAUGAAUAUGGAAAGGAAAUGGGGAACGAUAACAAUACAACCGAAAUGAAAGAUGCCAAGAUGUGUGCUGGUGCCAUUGCUAUACCAGGUUGUCCAAAACGAAUCAAAUAUUCGUAUAUCAAAGAAGUAUCAAAGUAUAUUAGUACUGACCAUCCAUGGUGCUAUAAACUGCUACAGGAAGGUAGAAAGAAAAUCUACUUUAAAUAUUUUUAUUUCUGUUUUUUUACUUUGCUUUAACAUGCAAAAUUUUUACUUUUAUCUGUAUAAAUUUACCGAAAAUGCAAUAAUCUGAUGCAACAAAUGAGAAACAAUAAGAGUGCUUGCUGAUAGUUCAAUGGAAUGUAAGCAGGGUUUCCUUAUUAACAUAGUCAGAUUCAGAUAUUUAUUCUCGUCGUGGGUGAUAUGAAAUUUAUGAAAAAAAAAUAAACUACAUGUCACAAAUUACAAAAGGGAUAUCGGCAGUUGACGAGGGGUUGCGAAAGACUCAAUAAGUCAUCUAGUCGGCGAGACCAUAAGCUGGAAAAGAUCAUCUGUGACACAAGAGACAUGUGCUUUUAUGUCAAAUUCAACAUCCCUUUAUCUGUAAGUUGGGUAGUUCCUAAAAGUCAUAUUUUAUAUACAUUUUGAUUACAUAGCUGCGAUAAGUCCUAAUUAUACCAGAGCAAUUAACGAAUUCAAAUUUUUACAUAAAUAAGUUCAGAAAUUUCUUCUAACUAAAGAAAUCAAUGCAAGCAGUCGGCAAGCAUAAGAGAUCCAAUCAAAUUUAAUAAAGAUUAGGAUAUUUCUGGUGAAACAACUGAAGAAGAAUCGGACAAAAAAGGUCAAUCAUAAUUCAGUAAAAUCUCUUGGCCCAGGCAAGCUUUUAGGCCUAAUAUCAGAAGGACAGAAUCGACAGAACUAAUAAAAAAACUAGUGAUAAGGCCAAGUGUUGUAAACAUAUCAAGGAAUCAUUACUUCUGCUAUAAAUGUGUAACUAAAUUUAGAUCAAAAUUAUAAACCAGCAUGCAUAUGUAUUUGUUUUAGUACAAAAUACCAGUUAAUAAUUACCCUUAGUCGACAAUUCAAACAAAAUAAAAUUCAUGGAGCAAAGAGUUCACAAUGUUGAAAAUUGAGAAUGCUGAAACCCAGUAGGUAGUGACUCAAUUUUAUAAAUAUAAUGACUGAACAGACUGUGUUUUACAAUAUGUUUUGUUUUGCCCAUUUCUUGCACAUAUUAGAAUACAACAUGAUCUCCGGCAUAAAAUAUGUAAUGCAUCAUAUGUAUAAGUACAAUGAGCAUACAGAAUCAAAUCAAUCUAACCUUCAAAAACAAGAACAAGAAAAUGCUUACUGAUAGUCCUUGUGUCAUUUUCUAUUUAAAAAUUGGUACACUUACCUGCACCCUGGCCUCCCUCUCGCUGGGAGACAAUAAUGAAAAUUGGUACCUUUACCCUUAGCUGGCCUUUCUAAUGUUUGGAGCAAUAAUGAAAAUUAGUACACAUACCAAUACCCUGGCCUCCCUGACGUUGGGGGUAAUAAUGAAAAUUGGAACAUUUACCAGUACCCUGCCUGGCCUUCCUCACGUUGGGGGCAGUAAUGAAAAUUGGAACAUUUAUUUACCAGUACCCUGGCUUUCCCCACGUUGGGGGGUAAUAAAGGUUUUAGAGGACAUUGCAUUUUUAGUUAAGCAUUGCAAUGUGAAUUUCGAGAAUUCUUGCAACUAACCUUUUCACUUAA